UAUAUAUAUAUAGAUAUAUAUAUUUGGGUGCUAUUGCCAUCAAUCAACCAUAUAUAAAAUUUAACAGAUCCUUCUUUCUCACCUAAGAAUUUUAACCCAUCUCCCUUCAAACUCCUCCCCCUUGUUUCAUCAGCCCUGCCCAUUCCUCCUCACCUACACUUUGUCCAUUCAAUAUUACCUCGAAAUUUUGUUUGUUUAUAUAUAUUUUUUGACCAGAUAACUAAAAACAAGACAUGUUUGAAUUUGGGGAUGAGCUAACAAUCGAAAGCUACAGAAUCCCAUGGCUUAUAUGGAUCCAAAUACUUGUCAUGCUUCUUCUCAUGAUUCUUCUCUAUUGCUUCGGCCUCUUCGCUUUGGAUGUCCCUGAUUGCUCUUCUUCAGGUUCGGCUUCCCUUUGUCCCGAUUCUCAGUUGGAUACAAAACCUGUUUCCAAGCAAAACACAAGACUUGACUCCACUUGCUUCCAGGCUUCCCAGGUUGGAGAAAACCGGAGCAUAAAAGGUGAGAUAGCCACAGGAACAACUAGGAGGAUAGUAAGAGGAGAAGAUGACGGUGCAGAAAAGGAGGGAUGUUCAUCAAAGGAAGUAAAUCAAAAUUGUUAUCAUCCUUGCCACUAUCUUAGGCUUGCUAAGCUAGCAUUUCUCAAGUGUUUGGGCCUGGAUUCUUUGUCUGAGAAUAGUUCAACCAGUGAACAAAGAAACCAAAGAUAGUAUUCAUAUUAACGUGUCUAUUUUUCAUUCAUUCAGCUUUAGUUUGAAGUUGGUAUACCGGGAAUUUUCCAACCGCUGAGAUUGGGUUGGAAAAAGAUUACUUUUCCAAUUCCCAGAAUUACAAUUCUUUCUUGGGCCAACUGGUGGCCAUUGCUGAUCAAGAGAGAAAGAAUUCGACAGGGCCCAACAGAAAGAUUUAGCCUGUACGAUAAUAUGAUUAUAAUUUUCUUUUAUUUCAUGUAAAUAUCAAAUGUUCAUUUGAAAA
Molecule: messenger RNA, 975 nt
Organism: Durio zibethinus
Lineage: Eukaryota; Viridiplantae; Streptophyta; Magnoliopsida; Malvales; Malvaceae
Biological process (GO): innate immune response
Source: RefSeq, a predicted model, not a curated record